UUGCCUUAAAAAAAAUCCUGUUUAUUAGAAAUAAUAUAUAGUUUUGCAUAUCCUUUGUCACAAUGAGGUACCAUCUGGUUUUAAUUGCAUUAUUAACGAAUAAUGUUAUUGUUAUUACACGCGGUUACAAAACUAAUUCGACUUUCGAAAACUUCGUUAAGAUGGUUAGAGGAAAUUUGUCAAAGGCAGCUGCUUACGAGUUACCUGUGAAUAACGAAAAAUUAUGUUACGUUAAGCCAACUGAGAAAAACAAAAUUUAUGCUUACGGUACGUUUGACUUCAUUAUAAUUGGCGCUGGCUCAGCUGGUACUUUACUAGCCAACAGAUUGACAGAGAUCGGAGAGUGGAAAGUACUUUUACUGGAGGCUGGAGGAGAAGAAAACGACUUUAGCGACAUUCCUGGAAUGAAUUUUGAACUCUAUUCGUCGGACAUGAACUGGGGCUACUUGACCACGCCACAGAAGAAAGGUUGUCAAGCAAUGGAGGAACACAGGUGUAACUGCGCAAGAGGUAAGGUUGUAGGAGGAAGCAGUACGGUCAACUCCAAAAUGUACGUGAGAGGUAAUAAAGCGGACUAUGACGAAUGGGAGGAAAUGGGCAAUCCUGGUUGGUCCUACAAGGACGUGUUACCUUAUUUCAUAAAGACAGAGAAUAGCCACAUCCACGACAGAAACCCAGGGUACCACGGGAAAGGUGGUCUGUUAGACGUGGGCUAUUUUGAGCCAACUAUUUUUACCACCAUGUUCUUAAAUGCCAAGAAAGAGUUAGGAGACAAAGUACUUGAUUAUAACGGUAAGAAUCAGAUAGGAGUGUCGCCAAUACAGUCUACAAUAAAAGGAAAUAAGAUAGCAAGCGGUGGAAGAGCCUUUAUUGAUCCAAUUCUAAAAAGGAAGAACCUCAACGUUACAAUAAAUGCUUUUGUCACUAAACUAAGAAUAGACACGAAACAGAAAAUAGCAAAAGGCGUAGAAUUUAUAAAAGGAGGACGAACGUUUAAAGCUAGAGCUGAAAAAGAAGUCAUACUUUCUGCAGGCGCCAUAAAUACUCCACAAAUUCUGAUGCUUUCUGGUAUAGGUCCUAAAGAAGAAUUAGAUAGGAUUGGGGUUGAAACUUUAGUCGACCUACCAGUCGGGAAAGGUCUAGAAGACCAUGCUACAUUCUUUGGUUUGAACGUGAGAACUAACCAAACGUUGUUUCGUGACUCUCUAGAGGUACUACUAGAGAACUACUUAAACAAUCGCAGACCUUACACAGCAGCAUUCAAUGCAGAUUCGGUAAGUUUCUUGAACGUAAACGAUAAGAAAAGUUCUGUACCUGACAUAGAACAAAUACUUUUCACACCUCCAGGAUUUGGUCCUAACUUAUGGAAGUCCGUAAAUCUCAGGAAAGAAUUUAAGGGUCAACUUGAAGAGUUACAAGUACCUUAUAAUGAUGUGUUUGUAUUGAUAGUACUGCUCCACCCAAAAUCUAAAGGCAGCGUAACACUAAAAUCGAAGAAUCCCCUAGACUUUCCCAACAUCGAUUACAACUACUACGCCGUGGAGGAAGAUAUGGACACCAUGCUAAAAGGUAUAAAUGAGGGUCUAAAACUAUUUGAAACCGAUGCUUUCAGGGCUGUCAAUGCGCAACUAGCUCCUAUUGUUAGGAUUUGCACCGGUUAUAUCGAGGGUACUGAAGACUUUUGGCGUUGUGCCGUGGAACAAGCGACCACUACUCUCUAUCAUCCCGUUGGAACUACGAAAAUGGGCAAAUCAAGAAACAAUUCUGUUGUAUCUUCGAAACUGCGCGUACAUGGCAUGAAGGGACUGAGAAUUGUGGACGCUGGGGUUAUUCCUAAGAUACCUUCCGGGCACAUGAAUGCUCCCACUUUUAUGAUUGCGGAAAGAGCCGCCGAUUUUAUUAAACAUUAUUGGAAUUGAAGUAAAUCUAGUACAUAUUUUUAAAGUGUGUUUUAGAAUAAUUCAAAUCAUAAUUUUAUUAUAAAAAUGAUUUAUAUUGAAUUAUACUUUUUUCGUUAAUACCUACAGAAUUAUUAUACAAGACAUGUUCAAUAAAAGGAUAUUUCUUUAAAA
Molecule: messenger RNA, 2072 nt
Organism: Anoplophora glabripennis (Asian longhorned beetle)
Lineage: Eukaryota; Metazoa; Arthropoda; Insecta; Coleoptera; Cerambycidae
Product: glucose dehydrogenase [FAD, quinone]-like
Exons: 3
Coding region: 63-1919 (618 amino acids)
Molecular function (GO): flavin adenine dinucleotide binding; oxidoreductase activity, acting on CH-OH group of donors
Source: RefSeq, a predicted model, not a curated record